GUCAUUCAAUCAAUACGCAUAAUCAGCAGGCGUCUCCUUUUUUGAAACGUCUCCCGGCCGUAAUUUGUAAUCUUUAUGCUUCUCGGCUGGACCUAUUUUUGUCAGGCAAGGAUUCGUUGAUAAGUUCCCGACCGAAUGGCCUCAGUCUAUAGAUCAUAUAGUCGAAAUAAAACAUAUUCCGGGCCUGAACAUAGUGAAAAGAAACGGCAUAGUUGGACCAAGCGAAAGUUCCCUGUGAUAUUUGCAUUGUUAGGAAAGUUAAGGUUUCAGAUUUGUCAAGUAUGUACGAACGUCUUGUCCCCUGUAGGAGAUAUACUGCCAGUACCAGUAAUUGGGAUCGUAGCGUAAGUAGGAAUUCGAUCUAGCCUGCGGAUCUAUUAGGUACAUCCGUCGUCGUCCCUUGAAGUCCCUUGAGUUCCCCGCCACGACUUCGACCUUCUCCAGGCACUCCUUUAGCUUGCCCAUUGUGGCUCCCGUGUCCGUGGGCUCGCACAGCUUUGGAUUGGGCAGGGACAGUUCUACAAAGCGACGCAGAGCGGCCCGACUCAUCACAAUGCCUGGGGACCCGAAAUAUAUGGGCAUCGCCGAGCUAUACGGAUACAGCAUGUGGCGCAGGUUCUCCAUUACCACAUAGGUCUCGGCAUCUGCCUCCAGAAACCAAUCGGCCUCGUCCAAAUGAAAAUCGUAGAUAUACUUCAGGGCCUGUUUCGUUUUCCUCCACGUCUCUAUGCGGUUGCCAUUGCCAGGCAGACUGACAGCUCCUAUUUCGGUAUCUUCCUUGUCGCUCAUGAACACCAGCUUAUUGCACCUCUUUCCCCAGGUCCGAAACACUCCCGUGGCUUGCAAAUGGUGUUGGCUUGACUUCGUAUAUACGAAACACAAGACUCGCACCUCCUCAUACAGAUCUACAUCGAUUUUACUCGUGAUGUUUAGCGUCCGAUUCGGUCGGUAACUAAAGGGAAUCAUUGGCCAGAGUAGCACUUGAGUUAUCAGAUAGCCAAUGCCAAUGCCCAGGAACAGGAAUAGCACUGGACCAGAAAAUGUGGAUGAAAGAUGAUGGCUGUUACGCUCUGGAAAAAGCGAUUUCUCAGCUGCCAUCUCUUCGGGUCUAAGGUUGGGGUAGUACUAAGACUCUGCUAGCCGCACAGUCUGUGAUCUGUAAUAAAAUUACAAGCACAUUAGUUACGCCUUAACUUGAUCACGAUGCUGAAUAACUAUUACAAUCUGUCGGCUCUCUAGUCCAAAACCCCAACACCAAUCCCUUUAAUGUUAAAGUAGAUUAAAAUUUUGCGUGAAGUUGGUGUUGGCGGAUUUUAUAAUAAAGAAUUCAAUUACUGAUCGCAACCAAGUCGAAUAAAACUCGCAACUUAGAUCAACGCAUUAGCCGACACGCAUUAGAAUGGCGGAACAUGUAAAGUAUCUGGACGAUCCCUAUAAAUCGGAGAACGACAAGAAAAUUUACAAGUCCAUUGAGCUGAACAAUGGGCUUCGAGCUUUGAUCGUCUCGGUACCAACGCUCAACAUUGGAUUAGUGCCCCAUAGCGCCACCUGUGCCUUGAUGGUCGACCACGGUCCAUUCGCCGAUCCGCGCAGCUAUCAGGGUCUGGCCCACUUUCUGGAGCAUAUGAUCUUCAUGGGCAGCAAACCGGACUCCGAGGAGAACGUCUUCUUUGCGCACGUGAAAAAAAACGGCGGGGAAUGCUCGUCGUCAAUCUUGAGCGAGGACACGCUGUUCUCCUUUAAGGUAUCCGACCAACACUUGGAGUCGAGUUUGGACUACUUGACAUUUGCUCUGAAGGAUCCGUUGAUGCUGCAGGACACCAUGGAACGUGGACGCGUUAUCGUGGACUCGGAGUUUCAGCAGGUGGCCACAAAAGAUAGUAACCGUCGCAAUCAGCUGCUCGCCAGCCUGGCCACCGAAGGCUAUCCACAUGGAUCCUUCAACUGGGGUAACAUGAAAUCGCUUAAGGACAACGUCGCUGACGACAAUGCCCUGCACAAAGCGCUCCACGAUGCCUGGCGCGACAACUACGCGGCCAAUCGCAUGUACGUGUGCCUGCAGGGUUCCCUGUCGAUCGACGUGCUGGAGAGCAUGGUGGUACGCCACUUUUCCAAACUGCGCCGCAAUGACAUCAAGGCGCCCGACCUGACCAAGUUCGAUUACCGCAACGCCUUCCGUCCGGCGUUCCAUGAGCAAGUCUUCCUCGUCGAGGCCGUGGAGAAAUGGUGCAAGUUGGAGCUGACCUGGGUGCUACCCAGUAUGCGUCCGCACUAUCACAGCAAUCCAGAUAAGUUUCUCUCCAACCUGAUCGGGUACAAGGGAGACGGUAGUCUCCUCGCCUACCUGGAGCGUCGCCACUGGGCCUGUCAUCUCGACGUUGGCAUAGACGAGACAGUCUUCAAUCACCACUCGAUGCACGCCUUUUUCAAAGUGAACAUUGGCAUCAACAACGAGGGAUUCAAGCACAUCGAUGAGGUGCUGUUUGCCACCUUUGCCUAUUUGCAGAUCUUCUCCAACUGCGUCAACGGUUCCUUGCAUCAGUUGUACGAAGAGCAGCAGAAGAGUAAGGCCGCAGAAUUCCGUCUCCCGGAUCGUCUCUAUCGCUAUGAUGUCGAUGAAUUGGUCUUCAGAAGCAAAUAUUAUCCCCCAAAGGAUGUACUCACCGCCAGGAAGCUCACCUACGACACCGACGAGCAGCAUCUGUCCGAACUGAUCGGGAUCCUCAACAGUUUCAAAUUCAAUCUAAUGAUUACCUCGCAAAAGCCGUACAAGGGCAUACCCUACGACAAGCAGGAGGAGUGGUUCGGCACCAAAUACACCACUAUACCCAUGCCAGCGAAGUGGAAGGAGCUGUGGCUAAAAUCCAAAUCGAAACGCAUUGCUGAGCUCUUUCUGCCCGAAGCCAAUCCCUUUGUGGCCCACGACUUCACGCUGUUCUGGAAUGAGCAGGGCAAGCCCAAGUUGCCGCCUUACCCCAAAAGGUUGGUCAAGACCGACACCUGCGAGCUGUGGUUCCGACAGGAUGACAAAUUUGGGAAGCCCCAGGCCUACCUAUGCUUCUUUUUUAUCACGCCGCUGCUGCGUCAGAGCGCGAAGAAUGCUGCUAUGUGCGACUUGUACGUUUCAUUGGUGCAGGUGCACGUGCAAAAGGAACUGGAACUCGCCCAAAAGGCCAAUCUGAACUGCCGAUUCAUGGUUGACGACAAUGGUUUGAGGCUAUUUGUGAGCGGCUACAAUGAAAAGCUCCAUCUGAUUGUGGAGGCCAUUGCCGAAGGCAUGGUCAAUGUGGGCGCCACCCUCUUUGAAGGUCUACUGACCGCCUACCGCCAGAUUCAGGGCGAGUCCUACUUGAAAAGUCUGAACUAUUCAUCCGGCGUCAGCAGUGACAUCUUCUGCCGUGUGCUGGGAGAAAAGCCAUGGGCGACGAAGGACAUGUACAAGUCCCUUGAUGGCAUCACUCUGGAGGAUAUGAAGGCAUUUGCCCAGAAGCUGCCGCAGGAGCUGUACAUCAAGGCCCUCAUACAGGGAAACUACACGGAGGAGGCAGCCCACAAGGUGCUCAAUGCGGUCCUUAGCCGACUAAAAUGCGAGGCCAUUAGGGAUCAUCGGCUCGUGGAGAGUCGCAUCGUGAAGCUUCCGCAGGGCGGCCGCGUCAUCUACUGUGACGCCCCAGGCGAGCACAUUACAACCACAAAUGUCACGAACUACUACCAAUUCGGAGCGAACUCUUUACUCGUGGAGGUCAUACUCGACCUCAUGAGUGGGAACUUCAAUACCCCUCACUUCUAUACAGAGAAACUAGUUGGUGGAGAAGUGGAGGGCUGGGUUAACGUCAACAACGGCAUUAUCGGCUACUACCUUGCGGCAGACUUGGAGGAGACUGCUGCAGGAGAGAGUGCCAAAGAACUGGAGAAAGACAUCGAAGUAUUUUUCCGCCAGGGCUGGUAUUUUUUUGAUGUAAUAGAUGACAAGAUCUAUGCGCACAUAAAAGAGCAGCUUAUCGAUAUAUGCCUUGCCCCUCCCCGUACUCUGUUGGAUGAGGUGGGAGAAAAUUUUAAUGAGAUCAUCGAAGGGGACUAUAUUUUCGGUCGUAACCAGAAGAAGGCCGAUGUGUUGCGCACCCUAACCAAAGCGGAUGUGAUUCGCUUCCUUAACGACACGAAACCCACCAAUUUGCGCAAACUGUCAGUUCAGGUUAUUGGGCAUAAACCGCCAAAUGCAGAAGACCAAGAUGAAGACGAAUUCGAAUUCGAAGAGGAAGACGAAUUCGAAGAGGAUGACCAAUACGAAGAGGAGGAAGAUACCAUUACCUAUUUCAGAAACGGCCUUGAGACUUACCCAAAGAGCACGGUGGAACCAAGUACCCUCGGAAACUAG
Molecule: messenger RNA, 4378 nt
Organism: Drosophila obscura
Lineage: Eukaryota; Metazoa; Arthropoda; Insecta; Diptera; Drosophilidae
Product: nardilysin-like
Exons: 5
Coding region: 1400-4378 (992 amino acids)
Biological process (GO): proteolysis
Molecular function (GO): metal ion binding; metalloendopeptidase activity
Source: RefSeq, a predicted model, not a curated record